Messenger RNA from Babesia sp. Xinjiang, 3057 nucleotides. Its product is annotated as DNA polymerase delta catalytic subunit. NCBI's taxonomy places the organism in Eukaryota, Apicomplexa, Aconoidasida, Piroplasmida, Babesiidae. Gene Ontology annotation, cellular component: delta DNA polymerase complex. The record is from RefSeq and is a predicted model, not a curated record. Gene Ontology annotation, biological process: DNA-templated DNA replication; nucleotide-excision repair, DNA gap filling; DNA replication proofreading. Gene Ontology annotation, molecular function: DNA binding; nucleotide binding; DNA-directed DNA polymerase activity. Bases 1 to 3057 code for a protein of 1018 amino acids. The transcript has a single exon.
AUGGAGACCAGUACGCAGUACCAGGAGCCUUCUAUGGGUAUGCGUGCCAUGGAUGGUACAGAUUGCGAUGAGAUCUUUAGGCGCUGUGAACGUCCUAUGGUGGACGUGAAUGCACUUGAAGACAUUGUGAUAUUCCAAACCGAUGCUGACUAUACAAGCUGGUUAGAGAAGGUGGAAGGUGACACUAAGUUCGUGACAGCUGACCAAGUUGCUAACAACAAGGGCUCUCCAAUUGAACAGAAGACAGUUGAGGUGCCAAUAAUUCGGCUGUACGGAGUGACACGUGACCAACACAGUGUGUUGAUUAAUGUGCAGAACUUUUUGCCCUACUUCUACGUGGAAAAACCACUUAAUUUCAAGAAGGAACAUAUACCGCUAUUGAUUGACUUCUUCAACAAGCAUCUCAUGGAGUUACCGGCAUUCAAGAAAACAUGCCGUUAUGUUGUAGACAUCAGCAUUGUUAGGAUCACACCCUUAUUGAUGUACAAGCCCAAUGGCGAGCGUGACUUUCUCAAGGUUACCACCUCGCUGCCUAGAAUGGUUUCAGCGCUCCGCAGCUACAUUGAGUCCGGGAUAGCGCUACCAGUUAUGAAUCCUUCCAAUAGCAACAGCGCCACUAGGAUUGCGUUUCCAAGACAAGUUUGCGAGGCUAAUCUGCCAUAUGUGCUAAGGUUUCUGCUCGAUAGCAAUAUCACAGGUGGCUGUUGGUUGCGGUUGCCUAAAGGCACGUAUAAAGUUGAAAGUCACAAGACUAGUCAUUGCAGCAUUGAGGUGACAACAAACGUGGAGAACCUCAUCCCAAUGCCAUUGGAAGGCGAAUGGCAGUCUAUUGGUCCCAUAAGGAUUUUGUCAUUUGAUAUUGAGUGUGUCAAAUUCACAGGGCCAGGUUUCCCUAACGCCAAAAACGACCCUGUUAUACAGAUCGCUUCCGUACUACAUACGCAUGGUGACAGUCUGGAUUUGGCACAAAAAUUCGUUUUUACAUUGAAUGAAUGUGACAAUUUGCAUGGCGCCCAUGUCCUUUCUUUCGCCACUGAAGAGGAGCUGUUGUUGGCAUGGAAGCAAUUUUUUACAUCAGCUGACCCUGACUUCUUGACGGGUUACAACAUUGUGAACUUCGAUAUACCAUAUCUUAUCAAUCGCGCAAAUGCGUUGCAACUUGAUGGAUUUACACAACUUCCACGGAUUGCACGGGUUCGUACCCAGGUACGAGAUGUCAUCCAAUCGAAUAAUACAUUGGGUACCUUCGAGAACAAAGACAUAAACAUAGAAGGGCGCAUUUUGUUUGAUGUCUACGACCUUGUACGUCGUGAUCAUAAAUUGAAAUCUUAUACGCUAAACUAUGUUUCGUUCGAGUUCCUGAAACAGCAGAAGGAGGAUGUACACCAUUCGACAAUGUCCAAGUUACAACUUGGAUCACCAGCUGACCGGCGUCGUAUUGCAAGCUAUUGUCUAAAGGAUUCUCUUCUUCCUCUUCUUCUGAUUGAUAAAUUGCUGUUAAUUUUCAACUACGUCGAAAUGGCACGUGUGACCUCGACUCCAAUCAAAAUGUUAAUUAGUCGAGGACAGCAGAUCCGUGUGACUAUGCAGAUCUACAGCCAAUGUAAAACAAUGGGUUAUGCAGUGCCAGUGGUGAACGCUGCGCAGCGUGCCGCUGCUGCCGAUGGCACAUACGAGGGAGGAACAGUCCUAGAGCCUCAAAAGGGUUACCACCGUGACCCCAUUGCAGUGCUUGAUUUUCAAUCGCUAUAUCCGUCUAUUAUGAUCGCCCAUAAUUUGUGUUAUUCGACACUGGUGCCCCCGUUUGAUGUGCCUAAUUACCCUCCGGAGGAUCUGACAUCGGUACCGGGUCAUCCCGGUCUCCAUUUCAUCAAGGCACAUGUACGUAAGGGUAUGUUACCGAUGAUCGUGGAAAGGUUAAUGGAGGCUCGUAAACGUACGAAACAGGAGAUGAAAACAUGUAGCGACCCUAUGAUGCGCAGUGUCCUCGAUGGACGACAGCUCGCCCUAAAGAUUACCACAAACUCUGUGUACGGUUACACUGGAGCUUCAAACAGCGGAUUUUUACCAUGCGUAGAAGUAGCUACAGCUAUCACCUCCUUCGGUCGUUUUAUGAUUGUGAACACGAAAGAAAAGAUUGAGCGGUACUUCACGACCGCCAACGGCUACGCAGCCGACGCAAAGGUUGUUUACGGUGACACAGAUUCCGUGAUGAUUAAUUUUGGCACCAAAGAUAUCUCGCGUGCCAUUGAGCUUGGUGUUGAGGCUGCCACAAGAAUAACAAGUGAGGCAGUAAGUCCCAUAACCUUGCUAUUUGAGAAGGUAUAUUUCCCGCUACUGCUGCUUGCCAAGAAGCGUUAUGCAGGGUUAUACUACACUAACGCGGAAACAUACGAGAAGAUAGAUUGCAAAGGUAUCGAAACUGUACGUCGUGACUUUUGUCUGCUGGUACAACAGAUGAUGGAAAAGAUCUUACACAUGCUUUUGAUCGACCUUGAUCUCAACGGAGCAAUUGAAUUUGUCAAGACGAAAAUCAGUGAGCUACUUCGUAAUGAAAUCGACAUUAGUUUACUCGUCGUUACUAAAUCGCUUGGUAAGGUCGAUUACGAUGCUCGACUGCCUCAUGUCGAACUGGCAAAGAAGCUUCGAAAUCGUGAUCCAGGCAAAGCGCCUUCGGUGGGCGACCGUGUGAGUUAUCUUAUCGUAAAGGGUACGAAAGGGCAGCCACAGUUUGAUCGCGCUGAGGAGCCGCUCUACGUGGUAGAGAACAGCAUCCCCGUAGACACGCAGCAUUACCUCGACGCUAUUAAAACUACCCUCAUGAGAAUUUUUGAGGUCAUCAUGCCAAAUCCAGAGUCCCUGUUUUGCGGAGAACAUACCCGCUUUGUAACCAUGACUUCGUCAUCAGACAGCGCCCUAUCUAUGUUCAUGAAGAAAGUAGAACGCUGUCUAGGGUGCAAGACGGUUAUCAAGACGCCGCCGUUCUGUGACCACUGUACCAACGAGAAACGACAGCAGGUAGGUGUCUAUGUAUGUUCGCUUGGCUUUUACGAGUGA